This is a messenger RNA of Oncorhynchus gorbuscha (pink salmon), 728 nucleotides long. Its product is annotated as protein MFI-like. Lineage: Eukaryota; Metazoa; Chordata; Actinopteri; Salmoniformes; Salmonidae. The record is from RefSeq and is a predicted model, not a curated record. The annotation marks the transcript as partial. The transcript is spliced from 6 exons.
AUGGAGCUGUUGCAGCAGAUAGACCACUUCCCACAGGUAACAUCCAUAGACACAGAGCUGCUGCAGCAGAUAGACCACUUCCCACAGAUCUCAGCCCACCAUAGUUACCCCUUUAAUCCCCUCCCAGUGCCCCUUCGUCCCCCCCCAGUGGAGGAGAUGAUGGAGCAGGACGGCAGGCAGCAGAGAGUCUACCACAGGGCUGCCAGGAUGAUACAGAGGACAUGGAGGAGACAUGUGGAUACACGCGUGUUCCAGUACUUCAAGAACCUUGUGAGGUUCCGUAACCAGGGAGACCCUCGACUCCUGCUAAAAAAUGUCAACCCCAGAGAGGCAAAUAUUCUGGAUGCUGCUGCAGGAGUCCACAUCAGAUUCAGACUGGGAGGGACCUCCUUUCCACCGAGCAUCUACUAUAAGAUCUACACCCAUCGACCCAUCGUGGACAUGUGUGCCAACAGCCCCAAGGACUACACCCACCCGAGACAGAAGAGGUCCGUCCCCAGGCAGAUACACAACGGGAGGACCCAGGUGCAGGACGACCAUGCUGGCUGGUACCACCGCGUGGAGAACAACGGCUGGAGACUGCUCUCUGGGAAGGCUGCUCUGUUAGGUGACAUCAUCACGUUGGAGACCAAUGGCAAGAAGGUGGAGUUUCACCAUUCCAAACUGCAGCGUCGUCAGGACGUGGACAGGAGGAAGAAGAGGAGGAAGAUUGAAUGGUUGAAGCAGAU